AUGGCAGACACGAAGGCCGCGACAACAUACUCGACCGACCCCGCUCUAUAUAUCUACACCUCUCUUACGGCCGGGUCCUCUCACAUCGUGACGGCUACUUCGCGAUUGGAGACUAUCCUAAGAGCUAACAAGGUGCCAUUCAAAGCUCUAGAUAUCGCUAUUGACGAUAAGGCACGCAUGUUAUGGGGUCGAAGGGCUGGCAAGGAUGCAUCUGGACGACAACGCAAGCUUCCUGGUCUGGUACAGAUGGGCAUGGUUCUAGGCGAUCUAGUAGAGAUUGAGGAGUGGAACGAGUACGGCGAACUAAAGCAAAAUGUCACCAUCUACUACGACGACUUCACCAUCCCGCCCAAGAGCCAGGCGCCUCCACCACCUGCCCCUAAAGUUAAGAAGCCAGCCGCGGCAUCAACCCCUACCACUGCAGCGGGCGCUUCCGCACCACCACCGCCUGCAGCACCUCCGCUACCCGAGAAUGACAAGCCGAAAGCAGCAGCAGCAGCGUCAUCGACAAGCAAAUCCGGAGUAGUAGCCAAAGCAGCUAGCGCCGCCGAGCCCGUCCGUAGUAUUGCUGAGGAGGCCGCGGCGAAAGCGAAGCAGGUGCAUCUGGAUAGCUUGCGAGCUAAGGUCUACGGGAAGAAAGAUAAGGACGCUAAGGAGGGCGAGGAUGUUAAGGAGUCGGAUGACAAAGACACCAAGGAGAACAAGGAGGAGGCUAAGGAGAAACCCCAGGAGGAGCCCAAGGCAACUAAGGAGUUGGAGAGCAAGACUGCUGAGCAAUCAGAAACCGAGGAUAUCAAGAAACCCGAUACCACGGAUGUGAAGGACGUCAAGAAUGUCAAGGAUGCCGAGGACACGAAGAAGACGGAUAGCAAAGAGACCAAGGAGACCAAGAAAGUAGAAAGCAAGGAUGCUAAGAAACCCGAGAGCAAAGACACCAAGAAACCCGACACCAAGGAUGUCAAGAAAGUAGAAAAGAAGGACAUUAAGAAGCCAGAUACCAGAGAGGUCAAAAAGCCAGAAACUAAAGUUGUUAAGAAGGCGGACACCAAGGACGUUAAGAAAUCCACUGCCACCGCCAGCACCAGCUCUAGUGCUAGGAAGGCCACCACUACACCUACUACCACUACGGCCUCGUCUAGGGCUAAAGCGGCCGCCGCGGUGUCCAAGCCUAAAGUAACGACAACGACUUCCAAAGCAACUCCCUCGAAAGCAGCCCCUUCGAAAGCAACUCCUUCAAGAACAAUUCCUCCGAGAGCAACUCCCUCAAAAGUUACUCCUGCUAAGACAACCCCUAAAAUAGUCCCGAUUAAGCCUAAGACUACGACUACAACAUCUAGAACUACAUCUACACUACCUAAGCCUAAGGCUGCGAUGUCCACCCGCUCAGCAGCCGAAAAGCUAAGCAAGCUGAAGAUAUCGGACAAAGAUAAGGAAAUACCGAUAGGUGAGGCGGCCCUGCGGUCGCCGACGGCGGCGUCAUGGCGUGAGACUACCCCGACGGAAGAGGACGUACUGCGCCCGAUGCUGCAGAGCCCGACAACUGGGUCGUGGAGGGCAGAUGGCACCGGCGCGACUCCUAACAUAACCGAACUUCUCCACGGUGCCGUCGUGGAGGAGGUGCCUCCCGAGGAAAUCGCCGAGAUCGAGAAGGCAGAGGCGAUUCCCGAGGCGACGAGCUCGGAGGAGGUAGAUAGUGAAGAUGAGGAGGACGACAAUGACGAUGAAGAUGAGAAGAAGGAGGGCGAGGACGAAGAGGAAGAGGAAGACGAUGAUGAAGAAGAGGGAGAAGAAGAAGAGGACCACGACGACGAUAAGGAGGAGGAGGAAGAAGGCAAGGGGAAGGGAAAAGUUGAAACUGACAAAUAA
Molecule: messenger RNA, 1866 nt
Organism: Daldinia vernicosa
Lineage: Eukaryota; Fungi; Ascomycota; Sordariomycetes; Xylariales; Hypoxylaceae
Exons: 2
Coding region: 1-1866 (621 amino acids)
Cellular component (GO): cytoplasm
Source: RefSeq, a predicted model, not a curated record